Molecule: messenger RNA, 1582 nt
Organism: Terrapene triunguis (Three-toed box turtle)
Lineage: Eukaryota; Metazoa; Chordata; Testudines; Emydidae
Gene: CEP19
Product: centrosomal protein 19
Exons: 4
Coding region: 464-955 (163 amino acids)
Biological process (GO): trans-Golgi to periciliary membrane compartment transport; microtubule anchoring at centrosome
Cellular component (GO): ciliary basal body; centriole; centrosome
Source: RefSeq, a predicted model, not a curated record
AAAAUAUCAAAAUAUUUAAAUAAGUGGUAUUUGAUUGUUUAACUGCACGAUUAAUUGAACGAUUCAUCACUAUUAUUUUUUUUUAAUUGCAUGAUUGUACAAGAGUUUGCUGGGGCUCAACCCUCUCCGGGGCGGCGGGGAGCCACACUUGCUCACUACACACUGGUGAGCUGGGGAACUUUGUCCGGCCAUGGGUCUCCCUCGGCAGCUCUUGCUGUAGCUGGAAGAACACGCCCUACUGGAAAUACAAAAGAAAAAACCCCUGGGAUCUCAAUUUCAUACAUGUUGGAGUUUUCUGUUCAAAACUCUCUCUAAAUAUGUGGAAUAGAGAAUACUGGUGUCCUUGAGUCUGGGACAGAGAGGAAGACAAAAGAAUUGAUUGAACAACUAGGUGAACAUUGAAGCACACACCUAGUAGAGCUCUGUAAGGUUUCAUUUUGUUCAGCCAGUAGCAUGAGCUGGGAUGACUUAUGUUGCAAAGAAGUGUGGCAUUCGCUUUCAGCCUCCAUCCGUUAUCCUGAUCUAUGAAGAUGAAAACAAGAAUAGAGCACGCCAGCGCAUCAUGCCUAUCCGAAAUUUCUCCAAGUUCUCAGAUUGCAGCAGGGCUGCAGAACAGCUGAAGAAUAACCCUCGGCACCAGGCUUACCUACAAGGGGUCUCACUGCAGCAGCUGCAGAAAUUAUAUAGUUUGCUAAGAGGCCACUUGCAGGGAAAGAGUUUGGCCCAGAGCUUGGAGCAGAUUCAGCAGGAAGAGACCAUUGACCCAGAGGAGGACCUGAACAAACUAGAUGACAAGGAACUGGCGAAAAGGAAGAGUAUCAUGGAUGAGCUGUUUGAAAAGAACAGGAAGAAGAAGGAUGACCCAGAUUUCACCUACAAUGUUGAGGUUGAAUUCCCACAAGUUGAGCGGCUGGAAUCCUGUGGCUGGGAUGCAGAGUCGGACAAUGAGUUCUGAUAAGGGACAAGGCCUCCUAAAUAAUCAGUAUGGAGACAGAGAGAGAAAACCCAUAUUCCCAUUACACAGAGAGCACAGUUACUGUGUCCAUCAUAUCGCAUCAGUCUACAGAGCUUGACUGACACUGUUUACAAGCCAUACAACUGAUGCAUUUUACAUUGGUAAAUAAGAGAUCAGUGCCUGUGGUGUUUUAGCAGUUUGGGGAAUAGACAAACAAUUUUAAAAGUCUUAUGUGAAGCCUGAUAAAAAGGGACAUGGGGAUAUUGAAAAUUAUUUUUAAAUGGUUAGAUUUGUAGCUGUUAAGUAACUGAAAUAAUUUUAAAUCUCCAUCUUUCAGCAUUUGUUUGUUUAUAUUUCAUUCAUCUUUGGCAAGGAAACUAGACUGGUUAUUUUUGUUUCUAUUCAAUUUUAUUUUAGUCCUUAAAAUACAGGGUUAAAGUUGCAAAUCUUUACAUCUAACUCAGGAGAAGAAUCAUUCAGAUUCUUAUUGCAAAUAUGUAGUAUUUUGUUAUUUGUUAGGCUUUUAUAAGUGUUUUAAUCUAUACUCUGUAGACAAAUCAAUAUUGCAGUGAAAAUCUUACCUUUAGAUUUCUUGAGUUGUGUUUAAAUCCACAAUCUCAGUGUUCC